UACAUCAUCUGACUGAGUCAACAAGAGGUCCAUCAGAUAAAAGCUGCGGGCGACUGGAGUGGAAUGAAACUGGCACUGAUUUAUCGAAGCGUUCUGCUCUAAUGGGUCCACAUCACAGACGCUGCAGAGCAGACGGGAUGAGGCAGGUGUCGUGACCCGACCCUGGAAAAUGGCAGCAUCUCUUCUGGUCACCAACAUCACCCAGGAGUGGAUGGACAGCCUGCAGCGGUGGCACCUGGAAUUCUUCUUCAUCCCCACCGCUGUGGUCACCCUGGCCACUCUCCUGAUCAACCCUGUUCUCCUCACGUGCAUCUGUCGCUCCCGAGCUCUACGCCAGGAGACCCGCUACCUGCUGGUGGCCAACACUCUGAUCGCUGACAUCCUCUUCCUCAUCCUCAACCUGACCACCAUGGUCUGUAACCAUCUGAAGGUCCAGAUGCCCUGGCUGCUGUGUGAGCUGGUCACCGCAGCGACGGUCACUUCCUACUGCUCGGCCAUCCUCACCGUCACACUCAUGGUGGUGGACACCUAUGCUGCGGUCCGCUGGCCGCUCCGGUAUCAUGCCCUCCUUCCGCCCUCCUUCACUCACCGCAUCCUGGCCGGGGUGUGGGUCCUGGCAGCUGUCUACCCCUUCACCCUGGUGAUCAUGAUGGAGUCUGAGGAGCUGUAUCCACACGAGGAGGUGGCCGUGUGCCUGGUUCUGGUCUCUCUUGGUUUCAUUCAGGUCCAGAACAUUGUGGGAGUGCACAUUUAUUUCUUCAUAGCCGCACUUCUCUGCGCCUUGCUCAUUCUUUACUGCUACUUUCGCCUCUACAUGGUGACCAGAACUCAUGGUAUCUGGCAGACCCGGUUCUCCAGAGCCAGAAUGACCCUCCUGGCCCACGGCCUGCUGCUGCUCCUCUACUUCACCCCUGGAUUCAUCUUCACGCUGGAGCUCUUCCUGUUCCAGAAGGACGACAUUAGUCACGACGUCCAAGUUUGGAUCAGCACGGUGAACAUGUGUGGUUUCAUGCUGCUCCCCCGGGCUUUUGCUCCGUACCUGUACGGUCUGAGGUACCGAGAGGUUUCGGACUCCCUGCUGCAGCUGCUGCACCGACGCACCACGCCCAACCAGGUUAUGCUGUCGUGA
Molecule: messenger RNA, 1129 nt
Organism: Synchiropus splendidus (mandarinfish)
Lineage: Eukaryota; Metazoa; Chordata; Actinopteri; Syngnathiformes; Callionymidae
Product: probable G-protein coupled receptor 148
Exons: 2
Coding region: 170-1129 (319 amino acids)
Biological process (GO): G protein-coupled receptor signaling pathway
Cellular component (GO): membrane
Molecular function (GO): G protein-coupled receptor activity
Source: RefSeq, a predicted model, not a curated record